This is a messenger RNA of Varanus komodoensis (Komodo dragon), 1871 nucleotides long. RefSeq names its product potassium channel tetramerization domain containing 6 (gene KCTD6). Bases 281 to 994 code for a protein of 237 amino acids. The transcript is spliced from 4 exons. Lineage: Eukaryota; Metazoa; Chordata; Lepidosauria; Squamata; Varanidae. Gene Ontology annotation, biological process: protein homooligomerization. The record is from RefSeq and is a predicted model, not a curated record. Gene Ontology annotation, molecular function: protein binding.
GCCUUUCCUCAGCCCAAGAGUAGCAAAGAGAGAGCGGCGGAGAAAGGGACGCGCGCACGGAGGAGCUUCCCCGUCUGUUCUCGACUGGCUCUGAUGAAGUAGAGUGAAGCAAGCGGGCAACUUCCAGUCAAUAUGAAGCAAAACCUAUGAUGACUUGCCAAGGGAGAAUCUGGAGUGAUCAUGUGCUUGUGGCUAUCUAGGAGGAAUAAGUGGUGAAUUGUAUAGCCUUUCAAAAGACUUCAAAUAAAUCCUGGCUCGCGUAGAUCGCGCAUUGGAACAGAUGGAUAAUGGAGACUGGGGAUAUAUAAUGACCGAACCAGUCACUCUAAAUGUGGGUGGACACUUGUAUACAACCUCGCUCACCACCCUAACACGGUACCCUGAUUCAAUGCUGGGGGCCAUGUUCAGGGGGGACUUCCCUACUGCCAGGGAUUCUCAGGGCAAUUACUUCAUUGACCGAGAUGGACCACUUUUCCGGUACAUUCUCAAUUUUUUACGGACAUCAGAGCUGACUCUGCCUCUGGACUUCAAGGAAUUUGAUCUGCUUCGAAAAGAAGCAGACUUUUAUCAGAUCGAACCUUUAAUACAAUGUCUUAAUGACCCCAAACCUUUGUAUCCUAUGGAUACCUUUGAGGAGGUGGUGGAGCUUUCCAGUACACGCAAGCUGUCAAAAUACUCCAAUCCAGUGGCAGUGAUCAUAACACAGCUAACCAUCACAACCAAGGUCCAUUCAUUGCUGGAAGGCAUUUCCAAUUACUUUACUAAAUGGAAUAAGCAUAUGAUGGACACUAGAGACUGUCAAGUUUCUUUCACAUUUGGACCGUGCGACUACCACCAAGAAGUCUCUCUCAGAGUUCAUCUGAUGGAGUACAUCACAAAGCAAGGCUUCACUAUCCGAAACACGAGGGUCCACCACAUGAGCGAACGAGCCAAUGAAAAUACAGUUGAGCACAAUUGGACUUUCUGCAGAUUGGCACGGAAGACUGAUGACUGACCGUCCUUCCGUCCUUGUCUUUGGUUUACUCUUCAGAAGUAAAGUAGCAGCUUCUCAGAACAAUGUAUUGGAGACCAGAGCCUGGCUUUGAUUUAAGCAACACUGCAGGCUCUCUUUAUUUUGUUAUGAAUAUUUAUUAUUUGAGUCUUAAGGACUGGAGAAAGGACAUGCUCUGGCCUCUCUCGUCGUUUGUCUUGUAUGAAACAUAUGCAUGUGCCUGCUCAAACUCUCAAGACAUGUUUUUUAAUUGAAGGAUGAAGCAAGAAGACAUCCUUAGAAAAACGUAACUACGUUAGGGGAACCUUUUCUGUGGUGUUUACACAGUACAGUGUAAAGUGCUAAAAUCACCUUUUGGUUCAAACUGUGUUUUAAUCCAUCUGAUGCUGUAACAAAGCACUGGGGACUAAACAGAGGAUCCAGUCCAGCAUGAGCAUCUCCUGCAAAGCCGCAUGGAAAGGAAUGGGAACAGUGCAACAGGUGUAGAAAUUCCCUCUGGUCUGUAGCCAGUAUUGUUAAGAUGCUGCUGGAGAAGAAAAGCUACCAUCAAGUAAUUUAACCUAGUUUUCCUAGAGCAGUAAGCAAGCAGUAUUAUACUUUAGUUACCAACAUACUUCCAAGAGCAACCCCUGCCCUAGUUUUUUUUUCAAAGGUAUGGUAUUUUACAGUUAUGGCAACUGUUUCUUUUCUAUGCAUUAUAAAUCAAGCAACCAAAUAUUAUCUGAAACUCUAAAAAUAAAAUUAGAAGUAUUUAUAUUGGAUUCUGAAUGAAAAAAACAUCCCUGUGGUUGAACUCUUUUAUUUUUUACUGCCUGGUGCAAUAUUAUUCCCAAGUGUAAUGCUUGUCAGCAAGAACCUAAUAAAAACAUCCGAUAUGGAA